AGUGUAAACAUCGAUCACCUACAAAGGUCAUAUUUGUAACAGUUCAGGAAGUAGCAGGCAAUGGAGAGGUUGUGGUCAACUGUGGAGAAGUUGUUGUCUCCGGAGACGGCGGGGGUUAUAAAAGAGAAGGCAGGAGAAGGGCUUGAGUUAGUUGUCAGGCUGUCAACGGAUUACAAGCUCGUCCUUGUCGGGGCCGGGGCUGUCGUUGGGUUGUAUUGGUACGCCACCUGGACACAUGGCUUCUUCAAGAAGUUGGGAAUUCCGGGUCCAGAACCGGGACUAUUUGGAGCAAUGUCUCAAUACAAGAAAUUUGGUUCUAUUCCAAAAUAUGACCAACACAUUAUUGAGAAAUACGGCAAGGUUGUUGGUCUUUUCAGUAUGCGCCAACCGAUAUAUCUCGUUUCCGACAUCGACAUAAUCAAGCAGAUCACGGUUAAGGAAUUUUCAUCGUUCAUUAACCGCUCAAAAAACACCAACUUUCCAAUAGACCCGCUGUUUAAGGAGUCGCUUGUUUUCUUGGUUGAUGAUCACUGGAAGUUCAUUCGGGGCAUCCUGAGUCCCACGUUCACAGCAGGCAGGAUGAAGGAGAUGAUACCGCUGAUGCAGACUUGCAUGGCUUCUCUAGUGACAAACCUCUGGAAAACUACAGAACAAGGCACGAAAACAGUCAAAAUGCAAGACAUAUUUGGGCUGUAUUCUCUGGAUGUCAUCGCCUCUACAGCAUUCGGCAUUGAGGCUGACUGUCAGGGAGACCCUGAAAAUGCCUUUAUAAUCAACGCUCGGAAGAUGACAGAAAGAGGACUCAAACUGAUUGUUGUUUUUAUGGUCUGCUCUUUGUUUCCCUUCCUGAGCAAAUGGUUGGAAGCUAUUGGUUUCAAGAUGGUUGAUGCUGGUUGUCGAGAAUUCUUCACCAAGGCUGUGCUUCAGACCAUAUCAGACAGAAGAGAACUUAACAUUAGCCGGAGAGACUUCCUGCAGCUCAUGCUUAACUCCCACAAGCUGGAGGUGAAACAGGAGGAGAAGGACUCUGCUUCCUACGUGGAGAUGGACAAGUCAUUGAGAAGAGGCAUGACAAACGAUGAGAUUCUGGGCAAUGCCAUGCUGUUUCUUUUUGCUGGAUAUGAAACUACAAACGUGACUUUGGCGUAUUUCGCCUACAACCUAGCAAUCAACCAGGACUGCCAGGACAGACUGAUAGAGGAGAUUGACCGCGUUCUCAAUGGGCAGCCCCCAGAUUACGAGAGCAUGUCAAAGUUGGAAUACCUGGAUGGUGCCUACCUGGAAACUCUGCGCAUCUUCCCACCAGCUACAAGGAUGUCCAGAAUGGCAGAAGAGGAUAUCACGAUUAACGGUGUACUCUUCAAGAAAGGAGUUGAAGUGCACUUUCCUGUUGGUGCCAUACACAAAGAUCCUGAAAACUGGCCUGAUCCAGAGACUUACAACCCAGAGAGGUUUCGUCCAGAGAAUCGACCGGAGAAUUACAACUAUGUGUUCCUGCCGUUUGGAGCUGGUCCUCGGAACUGCAUCGGGAUGAGGUUUGCUCACCUGACUGUCAAGAUGGCCAUUGCAGGAAUUCUCCAGAAGUAUCGCUUUGUCCCCGGUCCGGAAACAAAGAUACCUCCAGAGACAAGUUCCUUUGAACCAAAGCCAUUGGAUGGAAUGAUGCUGAGAAUUGAGAAAAGAUAAAAGGGGAAGUCACUCCAUUUCAUUCAUGAAAGGGAGAUCACUCUGAUAUA
Molecule: messenger RNA, 1736 nt
Organism: Haliotis rufescens (red abalone)
Lineage: Eukaryota; Metazoa; Mollusca; Gastropoda; Lepetellida; Haliotidae
Product: cytochrome P450 3A24-like
Exons: 14
Coding region: 61-1686 (541 amino acids)
Molecular function (GO): iron ion binding; steroid hydroxylase activity; heme binding
Source: RefSeq, a predicted model, not a curated record